CCUUCCCCUACCAGCCGCCGCACUCGAUCCCUUCUCCGCUUCCGCCGCCUUUAUCUCUUCCUCAAUCUCAUCCCACUGCCGAGCAAAUAAAACUCCAUAUCCAAGCUGGAAGUUUUCCACUUUCCAUCUGCUGGAAGCCUAGAAGCAAUUCCACAUUGUUUUGGUUGAUGGAUCAAGAUAAUUCUAUCAUGGACUCACCCCAACGUAGGCAUGGUCUAUUAAGAGAUCAAGUUCGGUUGGCAAAGAGAAAGAAUUCUGAUCGUUACGAAAUUGUUCCAAUUCAAGAUCCAUUGUCAUUUGAAAAAGGUUUCUUCAUAGUAAUACGUGCAUGCCAGUUAUUGGCUCAAAAGAAUGAUGGGAUUAUUGUGGUUGGGGUAGCUGGUCCUUCUGGGGCUGGGAAGUCUGUAUUUACUGAGAAGGUUCUCAAUUUCAUCCCAAGCAUCGCUGUCAUAUCUAUGGACAACUACAAUGAUUCUAGUCGCAUCAUUGAUGGGAAUUUUGAUGAAUAUAUAGGCUAACAACAAUGUGCAUGAAGACAGACAAGUGCUGAUUGGUCCCCCAGGUCACAUCCGUACAAGGAUGCACUUAGAUGCAAUGGACACUUGUGGUUCUUGUACUUGGAUUUUGAAGAUGCUUAGUUUCCACAAAUGUUCUCAGAUGCCACCCCUUCAUGCAUAAAAAUGCUUUUAAAUGACCAAUUUUACCACAACUAAUAUCUACACAUUUGGCUCUAAGAUAUUUGUCAUUUGUUGUUUGUUCUUGUAGUUGCAUCACAAUGAUCUGAUAUUGUUUAUUCUUGAACAUGCCACUUGUUUCUUCAUUGGUUGCUCUUUCGUGUAUGUUCAUGAUUAGAAACUAGGCUUAUUUGAUUUUGUACAUGUAAAUCUUUUUGUUGGUAACUUCAAACUUAACUUCAUUUUAUGAAGUUUGAAUAAUACCUGUUGCUAUGAAGGCUUAAAAUCUUGUUCUAAGCUGGAGUUUUGGUUCCUUAACCAAACAAGACAUGGUGGCUGAGUCUGGUGCUAGUGUCGGUGCUAGUGGGUGUGUCGAGCGUUAACCCUAGGUGCAGGAGGAAGAGGAGUCAUGGUCUUUGUAUAUUUUGCGUCUUGGAGAGUUCCCUGUGGGUCGUCAGCUUCUUCACAUGAAGCCACACAUUGUUGCAAGGGAUCGAGGAAGUGCCAUUGUAUCAUAGAGUUCUAGGUUCUAGAUGAUGGGUGGAUGAUUUGCCUAUGUCGAUCAACGCAGAAUGAUAUCUUAACUGAUGGUUUUUGUAACAUCACCUUAUUCUGGAAACUUCUAAUUCAUGCAUUUUCUUCCAGAUCCACGGUUAACAGAUUAUGACACUUUGCUAGAAAAUAUUCGCGGACUAAAAGAAGGGAAGUCUGUUCAGGUGCCAAUAUAUGAUUUCAAGUCAAGUAGUUGCAUUGGAUACAGGACUGUUGACGUCCCUAGCUCUAGGAUUGUUUUUCUUGAAGGGAUUUAUGCUUUAAGUGAGAAGUUGCGUCCUCUACUUGAUCUGCGUGUUUCUGUGACUGGCGGUGUACAUUUUGACCUUGUUAAAAGGGUUUUGCGGGACAUACAGCGUGCUGGACAAGAACCUGAAGAGAUUAUUCAUCAAAUUUCAGAAACAGUUUAUCCAAUGUACAAAGCGUUCAUUGAACCAGACUUGCAAACAGCACAUAUAAAAAUCUCCAACAAGUUCAAUCCAUUUACAGGCUUCCAGAAUCCAACCUACAUUCUAAAGUCACCAAGGAAUGUACCAGUGGAUCAAAUCAAGUCUGUUCUUUCCCAAGAACACAAAGAAAGCACAGAAGAAACCUAUGAUAUAUACCUAUUGCCACCAGGAGAAGACCCGGAAGCAUGCCAAUCUUAUUUAAGAAUGAGAAACAGAGAUGGAAAGUACAAUCUCAUGUUUGAGGAAUGGGUAACUGAUAAUCCCUUCAUCAUAUCACCCAGAAUUACUUUUGAAGUUAGUGUGCGUCUUCUUGGUGGGUUAAUGGCGCUAGGCUAUAGCAUUGCAGCUAUUCUGAAGAGAAGUAGUCAUGUGCUUUAUGAUGACAAGGUGGUUGUGAAAAUUGAUUGGUUAGAACAACUUAAUCGCCAUUACAUUCAGGUGCAAGGAAAAGAGCGACUGUAUGUUAGGCAUAUUGCAGAGCAAUUGGGUCUGGAAAGUGCGUUCGUUCCACGUACUUACAUCGAACAGAUUCAACUGGAAAAGCUUGUGAAUGAAGUGAUGGCAUUGCCAGAUGAUUUGAGGACAAAGCUCAGCAUAGACAAUGAUAUGGUCUCUAGUCCCGGAGAAGCACUCUCGCAGGCAUCUGCUGAUAAGGUUGCUGUGAGAAAUAAAUUUCAUAAAAGCGGAAUGUCUCAUUCCUUCUCUACACAAAGGGAGAAAAAUAUUGCCAAACUUAGACUUGAUGUCAAACAGAGAAGGUUCGAGAGGCAACCACCUGAAUCACCGGCAAUCAGUCGGGAAGCUGUCAAUCAUCUAUCAGAGCAGAUUUCUGCUCUAAAUGAAAGAUUCGAUGAAUUUAGUUCACAAAUGGAAGAAUACAAUAAGAAGUUCAGCUCACAGAAAACUUCUAUGAGCCAACAAAACUUGGCCCUCCAAGGGGAAGCCUGUAAUGGCUCUCUCCCAACAUCGCUGUUUGUGUCUAACUUGGGCAAUGGCACCCUUCUGCCCACUUCUUCAUCUUCUUCCCAGCUGAAUAAAGAUUCUUCCCUACUGGAUGAGCUAAUGCUCGUCUCGCGUGGUCAGCGACAAAUCAUGCAUCAGCUGGAUAAUCUCAACAACUUGAUGCACGAGCGCUUGUCUUUGUCAUCCCGGCAAGGCUUAACUGAUAACAGAAGCAGAUUGCCCAACUGGAAUACAAUAGGGAUGCUAGCAAUGGGGUGCAUCGGCAUUGUUCUGUUCAAAAAUCUGAACAGGAAUUAAAAUGAAGCCUUUGAAGAUCCUGAUCGAUGACUUUAGAUAUAUUAACCUGUUCAUGAUGCACAAUUGUGCAGGGCCUCAAGCUCAAGGAGGAACACACUGGAAUCGACAAAAGCUAACACAUUGAAGUUUUGCAGGAGUCAUGGUCCACCUCUCUCUCUCUCUCUCUCAUUUUUAUUUUAUUGUUGGCCGCAGUUAGCGGUUGUAUCUUUCGGAUAGUAGAACCACCAAUAAUGUUAUUUCUAUCUCUAGCAUGCGGAUGUUAACUAAAAUAUAUUAAUUAAAAUGAUUUUUUAAUGGA
Zingiber officinale is the source of this 3233-nucleotide messenger RNA. Its product is annotated as inorganic pyrophosphatase TTM1-like. NCBI's taxonomy places the organism in Eukaryota, Viridiplantae, Streptophyta, Magnoliopsida, Zingiberales, Zingiberaceae. The transcript has 13 exons. Gene Ontology annotation, molecular function: ATP binding; kinase activity. Gene Ontology annotation, cellular component: cytoplasm. The record is from RefSeq and is a predicted model, not a curated record. The coding region runs from base 1304 to 2935 and encodes 543 amino acids.